CCGUUGGAGCCGUUGAGAGCAGACAGAAGACAGAAGACACGGACACAGAGUCGGUCCUUUAAACAGCUUCAGAGUCUCCAACCGGAGUUAAAACACACUCUACGGGUUGAGUUAGAACCGGGGAACACAGUCUGAUGGAUUUAUUGAACUUUCCUCCGUCGUUGUGGUGACGAAGGACGGCUGAACCGGAGAGCUGAACCGACCUGAGACCGGAGUCUGGAGGAGUUUAGAGGAGGAACUCACCGCUCUGAUCUCUGACUGACUUCAGAGUCCCGUCAGCGGACAACAUCUAACCGUCUAACCGCUCUCCUCUACGGUUUGACCCUCCAACGUCUCCUCUCUCCAUCCUGAUCCUUCGUCCUCAUUGGCUGCUGUUCCCCCAGAGGGCGGAGCUAAGUAUGGGGUAAGAGAGCUGAGAGGAGACGCCAAGACGACACGAGCUGAGGAGGCCCUCGAACCUGCACAGAACCCCCCCUUCCCCCUCCCACUCAUUUCCCAGAAGUCCCCUUGUUUGUAUGGGGAUGCCGAGGACAGGAAAGCCUAAUCAUCCAUGAGAAAGGAGGGGUCCGAAGAGAAAAGUCUGUGCCUGUCCUCGUUGGAGCUAAAUUCAAAGAGUAGAAAGGAGGAAGGCAGGUAGAGGAGGUGAGGAGUAUAAAAGGGGGUAAACAUGUGAUAGGAAAGAGAGCAAACAGGGGCGCAGCAGUGCAGAGAUGUUGCUAGGAGGCCGAGACAGCAACACGAUACAGAGGCAGGAAGGAUACAGGCAGCGGUGCAGAGGAAGAUACGCCCACUGAAGCACGACUUAGGUGGUGACGGGUGCAGGACGCCGUCAUGGCGCUGUUGCGGAGGAGGCUGAAGCUUGUGGUGACGGUGACGAUGGUCAACCUCUUCAUCUUCAUCAUCAUCACCCGACACAGCAGCCAAGACAAAAACAGCCGUCGCAAAAUCAACAUCCCCUCCAAACCCUUCUGGACCAAACUGGUUCCCAGUCCGGCCUACUGGAACCGCCAGCAGCAGAUUCUGAACCUUCAGAACAAUCCCAUCCUGAUAGCCAACGACAGCUACACCGGAGACAUGCCCGAUUGGCUUAACGACACCGGUGUGACCUCCGACCCCUGCCAGCCUAACUUCAGGGUUACCACUCAGGUGAAAGACUACAACUACCUACCGGACCGCUUCAAGGACUUCCUGAGUUACAUGCACUGCCGGUCCUACCCGAUCAUGGUGGACCAGCCGGAAAUCUGUAAGGAGCCGCCAUUCCUGCUCCUGGCUGUCAAGUCGCUGGCGCCGCACUUCGACCGCCGCCAGGCCAUCCGUCAGUCCUGGGGACGGGCGGGGAUUAUAGCCAAUCAGACGGUGGUUACCAUCUUCCUUCUCGGCAACGCCACAGCCGGGGACCACCACCCGGACCUGUCCGGGAUGCUGGACUUUGAGAGCGUCCGCCAUAAAGACAUCAUCCAGUGGGAUUACCGGGAUUCCUUCUUCAAUUUGACCGUCAAAGAAGUUCUGUUCCUGGAGUGGAUUCAGACUCGCUGCCCCGGUGCUCGCUUCAUCUUCAAAGGAGACGACGACGUCUUCGUCAACACCUACCGCAUCCUGGACUUCCUCAAGGGCCUCUCGGAGCCCAACGCCAGGGACCUGUUUGUGGGUGAUGUGAUCACCAACGCGGGGCCACAUCGAGACAAGAAGGUGAAAUACUUCAUCCCGGAGAGCAUGUACAUCGGGACGUACCCUCCGUACGCAGGAGGAGGCGGCUACCUGUACUCUGGCAACCUCGCCGCUCGCCUGCAUGACGCAUCCCAACGCGUAGCGCUCUACCCGAUAGACGAUGUCUACACAGGGAUGUGUCUUAGGAAGCUAGGGCUGGCCCCCGAGAAGCACAAAGGCUUCAGGACCUUUAACAUCGAGGAGAAGUACAGGUACAACCCCUGUGCCUACGAGAGUCUAAUGCUGGUUCACCCGAGGACGCCGCAGGAGAUGAUCCAGAUCUGGGCCUGGCUCAGCAGUCCGGACCUGAAAUGUCACUGACAGAUGGGACUGAACCAGCCCGAGAGACGAAGACAUGUCGAGGUCAAAGAGACAGAUAUUUUAUUUUGAACAGGGUCGUGACUUUCGAGUCGGCAGCUUUAAGUUAAGAUGUUAUUAAACUGGUCACUUGAAGCCUCAGCUCGGAGAAGCUGGUGAAUUGUUCCUCUAAAGAAAUGAGGCAGGAUGUUUUCAGAAUGGCCACCAUAGUAUUUUGACUUGACGUCAGACUUCCGUAGACGAGCUAACCCUGCUUUACUGUCGCACGAGCUUCACCCAAAGUGACUGUGUCUUUCUCUGCGUGCACAUAUUUAUAUCACAACUAUUUAUAAGGCCUUUAUGAUGCUUUAACACUGUGUGUGUGUGAGCUCCGUGACGGAGCGUCUCAAUGCUGUAUUCUAGAAACGAGGAGACUAAGAGCUGGGAUGUGUCCACCUGGGACUCUCAAGAGGAAAGACACCGUGUCAGCUUUUAUUUUCAGCACUGUUGAGUGUCUAAACAUUUCAAACGAGAGAUUCGUGAAGCUCUUAAACUUCACGUCUUGGUGGUUCCCUGCUGCCAGCUUUAAGAGAGCUUCCUGGUGAACACGUCCUAGUGAUUGUUGCUGGAGGCUCAGUUCAUGCUGCUAUUCCCAUCCACACUCCCUAAAGUAUUUACUUGUGACUCGCUCCGACUAAAACUAAACUCCUCAGAAAGAACUUCAACGUUUGUAUUCAUUUACAAACCGUUCUGGAAAAGGAGUUUGUUUUAUCUUAAAUCUCUAAAGUCCAAAGGUCCCGCUCUUCCUUUUAUUUAAUAGGUUCCCAUCAUUUGUGCUGUGUCUUAUUAUUUGUUUUUAACUGGUAGAUAUCUCCUAUCACAACAGAGCUUCAUCCCUAGAGCUUCAGAAGGAGGUGUUUGGUGGAGUGAAGACACACUUUGCUUUCAGGAAACAGGAAUGUGAGUCCGGCUUCAGCUCAGCAGGUCUGGGCUUGGUUUUUUUUUUUUUUUUGAGACAUUGAUGUAGAAAUCCAAAUGCUGUUCUAAUUCUGCUUCAGGUUCUCAACACAAACUGCUCAUACGAACCCUUAAGUGCAUUUUCAGAGAUAUUUCAGAGCUGCCGGCGUAGAGCUUCUUCUGUCUGAAACACUCGCUAUAACUUGCCUCCCGAGUGUCUGCAGCUCUUCAUGUGGACGUGUUGAAUGCUGUUGCUUUACUGGGAUGUCAGUGAAUCACAGUUAAAAUGCUUAAACACAGCUCUACACAUGCCUACGCUACCUAAAGCUUUCAUUACUUAACAAACUGUCUCUGCGAUGUUCACUGAUCUGAUUUUGAAGGCUGCGUUUCAGAAUGUUUCGUAUCCUUAUGGAGGAGAUGAGUUCUUAUUGUCUUUAUUUGACCUUCUCUUCCAGGCGUUUGUGUUUGUUGGUGAAGCUUUAAGAUGUUGUUGGAAUGAAAGGUCCUGCUCCGCUCACUGCUGUACGGCUUUAGUCUUUAGUCGUCUACUCGCUUUAUGAGAGAAAACGCUGCACAUAUUUACUUUGCGUCCGUUUUCAGCUGCAUGUGAGACACAGCGGGACACAUAUUGAGAGUUUGUCUCACGUCUCAGUGAAGGAGAUGCUCUUUCUAUGGUUUCUCUCAGAAGUGUGUGAACAUGAAUGUAUAUCAGUACCCAGGUUUGGGGUCAACCCACUUUCAUUCAUUUCAGCUCAACAAGUGUCUUCAGUAUUCACACUCGGGACCCGGUCCGAGACAGAAUCGGUUUCAGUCUGACCCUGAACCUGGUUGUUAAACGCUUGAUGUGAUCUGAGAGAAGAAGGGUGACGUUCCUACGCCUCUGUUAGAGCUCCCCCUGCUGGUCAGGAUGCUCAUCUUCAGCUUGUUAAGACUCGGAGCUUUAUUACACAGACACUGACGACUCCAGGACCCGAAACCGUAGUCCCCGACCUCAUUUAUUUAUUUCACCUUUUAACCAUCCGUUCCUUAUCUCAGUCUCUGACUCUUCAGAUGCUCUAAAUGGUCACUUACAGCUCUCCGUUUUAUUGUCUGUUACUGUAGUGUGACUUUUUUUGCUGUUACUUUUAGCCUACAUCGGUGUCAGGUCUUUCCACACAAGAGAAAAAUAAAAAGUUAAGACAAUCACCGUGAGGUUCUUUUCUGGGUUCUGGGAUUACCGACUUACUGGACACUAUUUGAAUGUGCUAGAAUCCAUCUAACUCCAUGUAGGAUAAAACAAACACUAAAGAGAAAGAGACCCGAAGCAUCACCUGCUCAACAUCGUCACUGCACUCUCGUACCAAUAACAGGUCACAUGUUCUGUCCUCGCCACACAGUUUGUGGCUACUUGAAAUGUUUACAUGCUUUUUAAAAAAGUCAUCACUUAUUUUUAAUAAUUGUUCAUUCUUUCUGAUGAUUGGCAACUUUUGCUUUAACUGUCUGACGUCUCUGUCCUCUCCAAUUUAAAACCUUUAUCACUCACUGUGCUUUAUUUUGUAAUUUUGCUUUGAAGGACUUCUUCCUGUUUCUUUUACACACACACACACACACACACACACACACACACACACACGUUGUGUUGUGUGUUUGGACAGUCAGUGUUUCUCUGGUCUCCGUCGCCAGGGUGGGUCGUUUUCUCAACUUCUCUAGAAGCUAUGUGGAUGUAGAAAACCGUCAUAUUAGCACCAAUAAGCAGUGAAAUGUAUUAGUCAACAGGGGAAGAUGAAUGGACAUGACGUGAUGGGUGCUCCGGUGUUUGGGCAUUUAAUCCGUCAGGAUUUGGAUGAAAUAUCUAAACCUUUAAGCCAUUAACUGUCACAUUCACGAGUAUAUCUUGUGAUUACUGUGUACUGUCACCUGCACUAGUCAGAGACGAGUACCACAUCUGUGCCUGAUGUUUGUAUUGUACUGUAUAUGUGUGUGUAAGAUUAUCUUUCAACCACAUUAAGUGUGAUGGCUUUGUUUUUUAAUACCUAGAAAGACUUGAUUAUUUCAAUAAAGUUAUAUUUUGCUGUUUUUGUAUAUACUGUUCUAUGCAUUUUUAAUUGUGAUACAAAUAAAUUAUGUGAAGUAUAAA
Molecule: messenger RNA, 5077 nt
Organism: Sebastes umbrosus (honeycomb rockfish)
Lineage: Eukaryota; Metazoa; Chordata; Actinopteri; Perciformes; Sebastidae
Gene: b3gnt2b
Product: UDP-GlcNAc:betaGal beta-1,3-N-acetylglucosaminyltransferase 2b
Exons: 5
Coding region: 832-2028 (398 amino acids)
Cellular component (GO): membrane
Molecular function (GO): hexosyltransferase activity
Source: RefSeq, a predicted model, not a curated record